Molecule: messenger RNA, 4905 nt
Organism: Chlorocebus sabaeus (green monkey)
Lineage: Eukaryota; Metazoa; Chordata; Mammalia; Primates; Cercopithecidae
Gene: PIGN
Product: phosphatidylinositol glycan anchor biosynthesis class N
Biological process (GO): GPI anchor biosynthetic process
Cellular component (GO): endoplasmic reticulum membrane
Molecular function (GO): mannose-ethanolamine phosphotransferase activity
Source: RefSeq, a predicted model, not a curated record
GACUGGCCCGAGAAUUAUCGUGAGAGCAGCAGCGGCCGGGCAGGUGUUGGGGGCGUUCCGGGAUUGAGGGGUGGUUGUGUUGGUGGCUUAGGGAUACCCUACUGGCUAUCGCUUCAGUGGGUAGAGGGGACCCCUGCCCGAGAGCUUUAAUGGAGCUGGGUCCUGCCUUCGCGCUGAGGAGCCCUCGUUUUCGAGAUCAGGCCUGACCGGGAUAAGCUCCAGGUAUUUUGCCAUCCUUUCCUUCCAUGAUGUGAUUCUUCAGGCCAAGAAGAAAAAGAUGUGUCUGUAGUUAAAAUUACCUCAACCUUGGUGUUUUUCAGCCUAGGAUCACUAUAUGUAACUAAUGCCGUUACAUUACAACUGUCCUUGAAGACUAAUUAGUUACACUGGCUAUGCUGCUGUUCUUUACUUUGGGAUUGCUUAUACAUUUUGUGUUCUUCGCCUCCAUCUUUGACAUUUAUUUUACAUCUCCUUUGGUUCAUGGAAUGACUCCUCAGUUUACACCAUUGCCCCCUCCAGCGAGAAGAUUAGUGUUGUUUGUUGCUGAUGGCCUUCGAGCGGACACACUUUACGAAUUAGAUGAAAAUGGGACCUCUAGAGCACCGUUUAUUAGGAAUAUCAUAAUGCAUGAAGGCAGCUGGGGCAUAUCUCAUACACGUGUGCCGACAGAAUCUCGGCCAGGUCAUGUAGCUCUGAUAGCUGGGUUUUAUGAAGAUGUCAGCGCAGUUGCCAAAGGAUGGAAGGAAAAUCCUGUAGAAUUUGAUUCUCUCUUUAAUGAAAGUAAAUACACAUGGAGCUGGGGAAGCCCAGAUAUCCUGCCUAUGUUUGCCAAAGGUGCUAGUGGAGACCACGUUUAUACAUACAGUUAUGAUGCUAAAAGAGAGGAUUUUGGUGCUCAAGAUGCAACAAAACUGGAUACGUGGGUUUUUGAUAAUGUUAAGGACUUCUUUCGUCAUGCCAGGAACAACCAGUCUUUGUUUUCUAAAAUAAAUGAAGAGAAAAUAGUUUUUUUCUUACAUUUAUUAGGAAUAGAUACAAAUGGACAUGCUCAUCGGCCAUCCUCGAGAGACUACAAGGAUAAUAUUAAAAAAGUUGAUGAUGGAGUUAAAGAAAUCGUGUCUAUGUUUAACCAUUUCUAUGGAAAUGAUGGGAAAACAACAUUUAUCUUUACCUCUGACCAUGGAAUGACAGACUGGGGUUCCCAUGGGGCUGGUCAUCCUUCAGAGACUUUAACUCCUUUAGUCACUUGGGGAGCUGGAAUCAAUUAUCCCCAAAGAGUAUCAGCUCAACAAUUUGAUGAUUCAUUUUUGAAAGAGUGGAGAUUGGAGAACUGGAAGAGGCUAGAUGUCAAUCAGGCUGAUAUUGCACCAUUGAUGACUUCCCUUAUUGGAGUUCCCUUUCCUCUUAACUCAGUGGGAAUCCUUCCUGUGGAUUAUCUUAACAACACUGAUCUCUUCAAAGCAGAGAGCAUGUUUACAAAUGCAGUACAGAUUCUUGAACAGUUCAAGGUGAAAAUGACUCAGAAAAAAGAAGUUACUUUACCAUUUUUGUUUACACCAUUUAAACUGCUUUCUGAUUCCAAACAGUUCAAUAUUUUAAGAAAAGCAAGAUCUUAUAUAAAACACAGAAAGUUUGACAAAGUGGUCUCCCUUUGCAAGGAGCUAAUUCAUCUAGCGUUGAAAGGAUUGGCCUAUUAUCACACAUAUGACAGAUUCUUUUUGGGCAUCAAUGUUGUUACUGGUUUUGUGGGAUGGAUAUCUUACGCUUCUUUGUUGAUCAUCAAGUCUCAUUCCAACCUUAUGAAAGGUGUUAGUAAAGAAGUUAAGAAACCAAGCCAUCUCCUGCCAUGCAGUUUUGUAGCUAUUGGCAUUUUAGUAGCAUUUUUUCUGCUGAUUCAAGCCUGUCCCUGGACGUAUUACGUAUAUGGUUUGUUGCCAGUGCCAAUAUGGUAUGCGGUUCUAAGAGAAUUUCAAGUUGUUCAGGACCUUGUCACAUCACUGUUGACCUAUCCUCUGAGCCAUUUUGUUGGGUACCUGUUAGUCUUUACCUUGGGCAUUGAAGUAUUAGUUCUCAGUUUUUUCUACCGCUAUAUGCUUACCGCUGGACUUACUGCCUUUGCGGUUUGGCCAUUUCUCACUCGGCUGUGGACUCGAGCAAAGGUGACCUCACUGAGUUGGGCUUUCUUCUCUGUGCUCCUGGCAGUGUUCCCACUGAUGCCGGUUGUAGGUCGAAAGCCAGACAUCUCUCUAGUGAUGGGUGCAGGCUUGCUGGUUCUUCUGCUUUCCCUGUGUGUUGUAACAUCUCUCAUGAAAAGAAAAGAUAGCUUUAGAAAGGAAGAGCUGUUGGUACAUCUAUUACAGGUGCUGAGCACAGUGCUCUCCAUGUAUGUUGUGUAUAGCACCCAGAGUAGUCUACUUAGGAAGCAAGGACUGCCUCUUAUGAAUCAAAUUAUUAGCUGGGCAACAUUAGGGGCAUACUGCAACUGUCAGUACAUACUUUACAGUGGGAAAACUUGGAGAAGGAAGGGGUUAGGAAAAAAUCAGCUUCUGAAGACCUCUUCCUUGGUUGUGCCACUACUGAGUUCUCCAGCUGUCUUUCAGCGAUUGUUCAGCAUACUUCUUUCGUUGAUGUCAACCUACCUCCUUCUAAGCACGGGGUAUGAAGCUGUCUUUCCACUAGUAUUGUCUUGUUUGAUGUUUGUCUGGAUAAACAUAGAACAAGAAACUCUACAACAAUCUGGUGUUUGCUAUAAACAAAAGCUUACCAGUAUCCAGUUCUCUUAUAAUACUGAUAUAACUCAGUUUCGACAGCUGUAUCUGGAUGACAUCCGUAGGGCCUUUUUCCUUGUUUUCUUCCUAGUGACAGCAUUUUUUGGAACUGGAAAUAUAGCUUCUAUUAACAGCUUUGAUCUUGCCUCUGUCUAUUGCUUUCUGACUGUGUUCAGUCCUUUCAUGAUGGGAGCCCUGAUGAUGUGGAAGAUUUUAAUCCCCUUUGUUCUUGUUAUGUGUGCUUUCGAAGCGGUUCAGUUGACUACUCAGUUAUCGUCAAAAAGCCUUUUUCUCAUUGUUCUCGUCAUAUCAGACAUUAUGGCUUUGCAUUUUUUCUUCUUGGUCAAGGAUUAUGGCAGCUGGCUUGAUAUUGGGACAAGCAUCAGCCACUAUGUGAUUGUCAUGUCCAUGACCAUCUUUUUGGUGUUCCUCAAUGGCCUGGCCCAGCUGCUCACAACAAAGAAACUCAGUCUAUGUGGCAAACCCAAAAGCCACUUCAUGUGAAGUUGCUGAAGCACCAUUCAGCAUCUGGAUCCUGAUUCUCCUUUUAAACUAAAAUCUCAUCAAGGACUCAAUAAGAAGAUGGAUAUGGAUAUAUAGUAUAUUCUACUCCUGUAGGGAAAAUGAUAUUUGGAAUUCCAAACUGACAGGUUAUCUGGAACAAAGGAGCUUCUUUUCUUUUUUUCCUAGAUUUUGCAGGCAUGAAAUAGUGAUUAUAUCUGUGGAAAAGCAUAGGAAGGCAUUCUCCAUUUUCAUUUUUCUCCUUUGGCUGGCAGCUCUUCCCAGUGAUGUUGAGAACACCUACAGUAAUCUGGUCCCCAACCGCACAGCUUCCCGCAUACCCAGAAGCGAGCACAUGCCUGUGGGGGCAGUGCUGAUGGCAUCCAGAAUCAUUGCCGUGGCUCAGCUGGAAGGAAGUCACUAGGUGCCAGCGUCAAUGUUUAUCAGCUUUCAGCACUGGUUUCGUUGGACAAUCAGGGUGUAUUAUUUCAAAAGCUUCAAUAGAAAAAGUGUUUGCAGGUAUCUGUCAUAUUUCUUUAGUAUGCAAUAAUACUAUCUUAUCCUUUUUAGUGCUAUUUCUCGGGUUUUCACAGUCAACCAGCUGGAUGCAUGUCUAUCCUUCACUUUUUGUUUUUUUUUUUUCAUUUCUGGAUUUUCAUGGAAUUUCUGACAAUACGAAAGUAGAAAGUGCUUGGUAUUUCUGUCUUAUACAUAGGAAAACAUUUAAAAUAAAUAGUUUUUAAUUGUAGGCUCAUCAUUUGUUACCCCAUAGCUUUUUCAUGUAUUAUUUCUUUCCCUUUGAAUUUAUUUUUACUGUCAUCUAUUAUUUUAACAGGAGUUUAAAAUUCAAUGGUUUAACUUUCUGACAGUAUCAUAAGAAUUCAUAUUAGAGGUGUUAUUCUUUCUGGUUGUGAGAUUCUAGCCCAAAGGCCUAAAAUCAUCAAAUUAGAUUUCCAUUUGUAAACAAAUUUUAAUGGGCAAAAUGUCUUGAGAGCAGUUUUUAUAUGGAUUGUCCAUAAAAUGACCUUUACGUAUCCCUGUGGAGUUGGCCUUUUGCCUGUGGUAUGCCAGUAGCUUUUGGCUGAUGCUAAGCUUUCCUGGUAUGUGCACUAUUUUUAAGAAGUAAUUGCUUUUGAAUUAAGUUAUAGCAUUACUAAUUCACGUUAAUGACUAGGAAGCCCUCUGUAAUUUAUUAGAUUUUUCAAAUUGGCGGGGAGUGAAUAAAUACAAUUUAAAAGAGUCAGAAAUCAGUUUGGCGAAGUGUACUUUCCUAAUUUCGAUUUAUGAUGAAAUAUAGUUAUAAUUUAUUUGUAAUACUACUUUAUGGUAUACCAGUGAAAGAAUUACAGUAUAAAAAAGAGGUAUUAAUGUUUUAUGAAAUCUCAUGCAUCAGUUCAUAGCAUAAAAUCUAGCUGGACAACUAAGAAGCUAUGGUAGCAAACAGUGAUGUUGAUGGAAUGAGAACCAUGAACUUUCGUAUUACCUCAGAGGAUUUUUUAUCAGUUUUUUUCCACACAUCAGAGAAAACUGACUGUAUAAACACUUAUCAUUGACCUCUUUCUAUGUGUAGUUUUGCCUUUUAUCUUUUCCCAAAUUUUUAUACAGAGAGAUUAAUAAAUAUUACAACAUUGUAAAA